AUGGCUGUGGCAACUUUAACAGACUCGAUGAGAAACACUCACUUGAGUGACAGCUUAGGAGAGCCGGAAUGCUUAUUAUUCAACCCUCAAGGAGAUACCUCAUGGCUGCAAGAGAGACUCGACAAGAUUCCCCGCUUUCUCUUUCGCGUCGCAUCGCCUCGUUCUGAUGGGGAAACCAAUGAGACAUGGGUGCGUUCAGAAUCUGCGAGUAGGGACAAGGUACGGUGUCAAGAAGACACCUUCUCCGCUUUGAACUCCGAACGGCGGAGGGUUAUUGCUCGUGCACUGAACGAACAUCUUCGGUGGUGGCCAAAGUAUAACUCGAAUGACAAUUUCGUAUCGUGGACAAGCUCGUUACUUUUUGCACUGCAGUAUGUCUUCUAUCGGCACUUGAGUGCCAGUGAUGGAUCAAGCCUGGAGGAAAUCAAGUUGUAUGUUCUAGACACGACACGGUUCCCUCGAGGAACAUUCAUUCGUGAUUUAGAUCUUAUUGGUGCCUUCCGUAAAUUCGAUGACCAUCCUUUUUGGAAAAACCUGGAUAAUUUGUGGCGUCUGCGAGUUGAUCACGGCUAUUAUUUUGGGGAAUACCUCUCUCAAGGGUCACUGAAGAUUGUGGAUAAGUGCCAAAUGAUCACCGCGCAAGCGCUCACCGAUGAAAAUAAGCUGUACAUUUUGCAGCCUCUAUUUAAGGAAAGGUGCAAACCCCCGCAGAAGAAUGAAAGACCGGACUGGACCAAGGAGGUGCGUCGUUUUCGCAGUAUCAUCUGGCCAAAUGCACGUUCACCACAAACUCCAUCGGAAGAAAUGCACGAUAAGAUGAAGGCAGUUCACGGAAUUGCAAAUAUGUUCGACCCUGGAUGGAAGCUCCCCUUAGCAGUCUAUUUUGCGGCUCUAAUUGAGCCAGAGACAGAAGAACAACAGAGAACAAAUGUCGACACGGUGUUCUCUGCGUCCUUUAGGUCCAAUAUCUUUUCCGGUUCGUCUAGUUCCUCUUCAUCAUUGCAACCGAUAUUUAACCGAUUUCCAAAUCGUCCAGAAGAAGAAAGGAAGGCCUAUGCGCCUUUGGACGUCAAAGUCAUUGCUCCAGAUACCAUGCCCGAACUGAUACGAGUCCAAGAUAUUUUUCGCGAGAUCUACAAGGAUUCCCGACUUAGAACGGCAUUCGACCUUGUCGCAGAAGCCGAGAGCAGUAUUCGCAGUUUACAUAUCAGAAACGUUUGUGGAGACCAAGAAGACACCCUUGUGGCUGCUGAUUCAAGGGCAGGCCAGAAACUACUGUCACAGCUUGACACAAUAAAAUAUCUGUGCGAACUUGUGUCACGGGAAAUUUUGCCUUCAAUCGCAAAUGAGGAUUAG
This is a messenger RNA of Histoplasma mississippiense, 1356 nucleotides long. RefSeq lists its product with no specific name. Bases 1 to 1356 code for a protein of 451 amino acids. The transcript is spliced from 2 exons. NCBI's taxonomy places the organism in Eukaryota, Fungi, Ascomycota, Eurotiomycetes, Onygenales, Ajellomycetaceae. The record is from RefSeq and is a predicted model, not a curated record.